Aspergillus welwitschiae is the source of this 1677-nucleotide messenger RNA. RefSeq names its product putative protein kinase. The record is from RefSeq and is a predicted model, not a curated record. The transcript is spliced from 6 exons. NCBI's taxonomy places the organism in Eukaryota, Fungi, Ascomycota, Eurotiomycetes, Eurotiales, Aspergillaceae. Gene Ontology annotation, molecular function: ATP binding; protein kinase activity. Gene Ontology annotation, biological process: protein phosphorylation. The coding region runs from base 15 to 1643 and encodes 542 amino acids.
CUUCACUCAUCUGGAUGGAACUCGAGUUUAAUCUUGGUCUCAUAUCCGGCUCCCUCUCAUCCCUGCGCAAACUCUUUCAGCUUCGAUCGCCUUUCAAGUCGCGACGAACCUCCUCUUUCACGGGCAGCCGCUCCACCAACGUCGAACUAGGGAGCUAUAAAGGCUGGGGCGGGGGAAUCAGCAAGCAAACGGAGAUCAACAGGGCUUUUGAGAUCUUAGACAGCAGCCAGGAGCACAUCGCCCCGAUCUACGGCCAGGGUGAAUUAUGCACCACCACCAAUGCAUUCUCUAAUGGGAAGCUUAGCCUGAAUACUAUAAGAUCGUCAGUUUCGCGUUUGCCCGCCAUUCUCCGCAAGAAGCCACUUCCAUUGCCUUCACCUGGGCCACGUCUACCGCCCAGCAUACUCGUCGAUGAAGAGAUCGCGCCAGUAUACAAUGCCAAGCACUUCUACCCAGCAAGGCCUGGAGAGGUCCUUGCCAAUCGCUACCAAGCCUUGGUAAAGGUGGGCUGGGGCGUAUCUUCAACAAUAUGGCUGGCGCGUGAUUUGGAAGAACAUAUCGAUGAGCCAGAGAGCAUAGUGACACUGAAGAUAGCAAAUAAUAAUGCAAGCCUCGCUGCUAAUGAGCGUGAGGUUGAGGACCACAUCUCCACGGCAGAUCCAUCACAUCGGGGUCGUUUGCUUAUGCGGACCUUAUUAGACUCUUUUGAAGUUGAGGGCGCAGAAGGUACUCAUUCGUGUCUUGUGUAUCCACCGAUGAGGGAGUCAUUAUCGAUGUACCAGCAGCGCUUUGAUCACAAAAAGUUGCCACUGCCUCUUGUCAAGACAUAUAUUCGUGCGCUUCUUACGGGUCUUGAUUAUCUUCAUAAGAGUUGCAGGACCGUUCAUACAGACCUAAAGCUUGACAACAUCAUGCUCUCAUUCGAGGAUCCAACAGUGCUUGCCGAGUUUAUGGAAACGCAAGUUGAGAAGCCAAUGGCUUUCAAGAUAGAUUCGACAGGACGGCCAGUAUAUCAGUCCCGUAACGACUUCGGGCCACUCAAAAGCCUGAGGAGUAUUCCGCAGCUGGUUGACUUUGGCCUCGCAACUAAACUUGAGGAAGACGACGACUGGGGCGUCUGGCCUAUUCAGCCAGACCACUAUCGGGCACCAGAGGUGAUAUUGGGUAUCGGAUGGCAAAUGCCUGCAGAUAUCUGGAACCUUGGUGUUCUACUAUGGGAUUUGACUGAAGGCAAAGAGCUAUUCCAGCAUAUCCAUAAUAAACAAGGUCGCUACGUUGCUAAACUACACAUGGCUGAGAUGGUGGCCUUACUCGGUCCACCCCCUCCAGAGAUCAUGCAACGGUAUCAAUACAUGCGAGAAUACCCGUGGCCGGAACCUGUUAGACGAGAAGACGACAGACUAUGUGAGACCGCGGAGGAGUACUUCGAUGGGCCAUUUUUUGACACUAACGGUCGCUUUCUUCACGAGGACUUGAUUCCCAACCGAACAUUAGGCGACGCAGUUUCCUUUCUCGAGGUAGAGGAGAGAGAAAAUUUCUUGGACCUCGUCAGUAAAAUGCUUAUUUGGCACCCAAAUAAGAGGGAAACGGCAGGCGAACUGGCGGAACAUCCUUUCCUUCAACCCAAGCAAUCGCAUACUUAAUUUCUGUGAGUGCUUGUUGGUGGACAGUGGCAAG